CUUCAUAUUCUCCUUGUCAAAUCCAGGUUUUAUGUGUUUGCAAAUGGAUUGACCAUUUUAAAAUUAUUUUAAAGAACUUGCAGGUGUAUUUUCCAGCAACCAUAUGAACCUUUAUGUAAUUUUGUCUAAAGAAAAUUAGGACCACCUUUGACCAACCCAAUGUUAGCACACCAUUCAUCCCCCUUGUCCUACGCAUAACAAAAGGAAAAUUAAGAACGCCAAAAGGAACAUAAAACCUUCCAUCGCGCCUAAAAAAAUAUGCUUCUUUCCCUUCAUUUAAUUUGGCUACCUGUUGUAAUAUCGACAGCCACAGCAGCUGAAUCUAAUGCACACUAUUGUGGCCACAACACAACCCGCUUCAUAAACACAACUUAUUAUAUAAAUCUCAUCCAAGUUCUUGAUUCACUUGCUUCAGAUAACACAGUCAAUGAUAGCAAAUUCGCAUAUCAUACUGCUGGAAGCAGCCAUCCAGACAUCGCAUAUGGUGUCUACCUUUGUCGGGAGGAUGUUCUCCCAAAUGACUGUCGUAACUGCUUGCUUGAAGCCCGUGAAGACAUGAUUAAGACAUGCCCAUCAUCAAAACAGGCAGUUUAUUGGAAAGACGACUGCAUGUUACACUAUGCCAAUUAUUCAAUAUUCUCGAUGAUGGAUUUAGCUACUUUUGUGCCUGAGUGCAACAAGAAUAAUAUUUCUGAACAGUUAUCUGAGCAAACUCGGUUUUGGGAAGCUGUUAGGGUUUUCAUGAGCAGUUUGGCAACCGAGGCUUCAACUGAUCGAAAAAAGAAGUUUGCAUUUAGCGAGUUAAACUACGGUAUCAAGGAAAAGGUUUAUGGUUAUGUAGAGUGUACGCCAGAUUUAUCGAGUUUUGACUGUGGUCGAUGCUUUCAAGUUAGCGUUGAUCGUUUGCGAGAGUAUUGUUAUGGAAAACAAGGGGCAAGAGUUUUGACAACGAGUUGCAAUAUUAGAUUCGAGAUCUAUAAGUUCCUACGAUUCUCAGCAACCUCAUCGGAGUCAACGUUAACAGGGAAAAACAAAUUGUCAAUAAAUAUAGUUGCAGGCAUUGUUUCUCCGAUUGGUGUUCUAUGUGUGAUAGUGUGCAUAUGCCUUGUGUUCAUGAGGAAGAAAAGACGUGUUCUCACAAUAACUGAUGAUAGUGAAAUUAUUACCGAGGAAUCUUUACAAUUCGAAUUGCGUACAAUCGAAGCAGCUACAAACAACUUCUCCAAACAUAAUAAAAUAGGUGAAGGUGGAUUUGGUGGAGUAUAUAAGGGAGUUCUGCCUAAUGGUAAUGAAAUUGCUGUGAAGAGACUAUCAAAAGGUUCGGGACAAGGGGCAUUGGAGUUCAAGAAUGAGGUUGUGUUGCUGGCUAAGCUUCAACAUAGAAAUCUUGUGAGACUUUUGGGAUUUUGCCUUGAAGCCGAAGAGAAGAUCCUCAUAUAUGAAUAUGUUGCUAACCACAGUCUUGACUACUUUCUAUUUGAUUCCACAAAACAAGCACAAUUGGAUUGGUCAAUACGUUAUAGAAUAAUUGGAGGAAUUUCUAAAGGGAUGUUGUACCUACAUGAAGAUUCAAGAUUAAGAAUUAUCCAUCGGGAUCUCAAAGCUAGCAAUAUAUUGCUAGACGAAGAAAUGAAUCCCAAAAUUUCAGAUUUUGGCAUUGCAAGAAUUUUCUGCGGAGAUCAAACACAAGAUAAGACAAAUAGAAUUGUUGGAACUUUUGGAUACAUGUCACCCGAGUAUGCAAUGCAUGGUAACUUCUCUAUAAGAUCAGAUGUGUUCAGUUUUGGUGUACUCGUUCUUGAGAUUAUUAGUGGACAGAGAAACGCAGCACGUUUUGAAACUGGUUAUAUGGACCUUCUAUGUUAUGCAUGGGAUAAAUGGAAGAAUGGAGAACCACUAAAGAUACUCGAUCCAAAUGUUGUUGAGUUUUGCUCCAAAAACCAAGUUUUACGCUGCAUCAAUAUUGCCUUAUUGUGUGUUCAAGAAGAUGCUGAAUUAAGGCCUUCAAUGGCUUCUUUAGUCAUCAUGCUCAACAGCUACUCGGUUGUUUUACCGAUGCCUGAAAGUCCUCCAUUUGUGUCUCAAGGUAGAGGUAGACGCACGACUUCAAAAAUGCUAGAACCAGAGAACAGUAUAAGUAAGUCGACUGUUUGGGGAAAUGACACGUCACUUAUUACUGAAGUCUAAGAAGUUUGGUACAUCAUCGAGCCAAAUAUGAGGAAAGUUAAGAUGGCAAUGGCUUCUUUUUGAUGAUAGCAGAGAACCGAUCAGCAAAAGGUGCUGGCCACACAAGCAGAAGAAUGUACUUGGGUGCAACUCGAAAUCACAAAUUCAAUGUCUUGUAGUAUAAAAUAAAUAUACAAAUCAUUGAAAUGGUAAAUAAAAUCAGUACAUUAGAAUUAGGGUAAUAUAUUCGUAUAAAAGUAACAACCCUAGACCUUGAUGAAAAAGUAACAACCUUCGAUAACCUCAUUUAGGGAAAAAUUUGAGGUUUGAAAAAGUCUCCAUCUUCAUGUUUGCCUAUAGUUUGUAUUUCCCACUUUUCAUCAAUGACAACUAAGCAUCCUGAUUACGAUUCUACAAUUCAUUAUAAUUAAAUUGCAGUAUAG
Lactuca saligna is the source of this 2609-nucleotide messenger RNA. The record is from the annotation of a GenBank genome assembly. Lineage: Eukaryota; Viridiplantae; Streptophyta; Magnoliopsida; Asterales; Asteraceae.